AUGGUUGAAGCUAGUAUCACACGAUACUACACACUUGAAGAUAAAGAGUACUAUGCUCCUUCCUAUUACCCUAGAACCGACUACAAGAGCCAUCAAUCCGCAAAGACACCCAUCGUGAUUGACAAUGGCUCUAGUCAUUGUAGAGCUGGUUGGGCGUCAGAAGACGAGCCUGCAAUGAUAUUUGAUAAUGUUGUGUCGAAAUAUAGAGAUAGACGGCUCAAUCACAGUGUAUUAGCAGUGGGCAUGGACGCGCUGGCUGACCCUGCUGCUAAAUCAAACGCUCGUUCACCAUUUGACAGCAACAUUGUCUGCGAUUUUGAAAAGAUGGAACACAUUUUGGACUACAUAUUCGUUGUUUUGGGCAUCAAUACACAUACAGUAAACCACCCUAUUUUGCUGACAGAGCCUCCAUGUGUACCUCAAUACAGCCGCACUCGCAUGACUGAGCUCCUGUUCGAAGGAUAUCAAGUACCUUCUGUUGCUUAUGGUAUCGAUUCAUUGUUUAGUUACCAUGCCAACGGCGGCACCCAUGAUGACGGCGGUAUUGUGAUAGGAUCUGGCAACUCUACAACACAUAUCAUCCCUACUUUGGGCGGCAAAGGUGUACUAUCAAAAACCAAGCGUAUUGCGUACGGUGGCACGCAAUCAUCUGAAUACAUGCUGAAAUUAAUGCAACUCAAAUAUCCAACAUUCCCCACCAAAAUGACAAAUUCACAAGCAGAGGAGCUCGUCCAUCAACACGCAUUCGUUUCACCCAAUUAUCAAGCAACGUUAAAAAAGCUGGAGACAAGGACUCAAUUUGCUGAAAUGGAUCGCAUCAUUCAAUUCCCUUUUACAGCUCCUGUGGUGGAAGAGAAAUCAGUGGAAGAGCUGGAGAGACAGGCAGCCAAGAGAGAAGAGAACUCAAGGCGAUUACGAGAGGCUGCUGCCAAAUCACGUUUGGACAAAUUGGUAGCCCGCGAACAACAAAUGGAGGCUUUUACCAACUUGAAGAAUGCAAAGGGUACCAUAAAAAAGGUCGAUUGGCUGGCUCAAGUCAAAGAAGCGGGCUUCAAGGACGAGGCGGAUUUGGACGACACUAUCAAGCAACUAGAUAAAGCCAUUCAGCGUGCUCGUAACAAGGAACUCGGUAUUGAGGAAGUAGAAGAAAAGGAAGCACCUAUUACAACAUUGGUAGACAUUCCAGAUGAGCAUCUGGACGAGAUGGAAAAGAAGGAGAAACGCAAGCAAAAGUUGAUGAAGGCCAAUUACGACGCACGUCAACGAGCCAAGAAAGCCAAGGAAGAAGCACGCUUGAGAGACGAGGAAGCAGCCCGCAUUGAAGAGCAAAAACGACGUGAUAAUCCUGCUGAAUGGGUGGCUGAAAUCAAACAAAAGCGACAAAACGUAAUGGAUCGAUUAAAGCAACGAAAGCGUUUAGCGUCUGAAUUAGCAGAUCGUAGAUCGCGCGCAUCUCAAAUGCGUAUGAAGUCAAUUGCCAACUUGGCCAGCGAUGAUCCCAAGAGCAAGCGUAGAAGAAAGGGAAAUGAUGAGGACACCUUUGGUCAAGAUGACGAUGAUUGGGCUAUUUACAGAGAGAUCAGCAGAGAUGAUGAAUCCGAUGACGAGGAAGAAGACAUGUCCGAAUUGAAUCAAUACGAGAGCUUAUUGUUGCAACAUGACCCUGACUUUUUGCCAGAACACUCUUACGAAAGCAUGUCUUCACCCACCAACACAUUAUUGCAUCUCUUGUCCAGGGGUGUGUAUCCACCUUAUGAUCCCACAGACAUGGAGCAGAGCUAUCAGUUGCAUGUCAAUGUGGAGCGUUCUCGUGUUCCUGAAGUGUUGUUCCAGCCAAGCAUCAUUGGCCUGGAUCAAGCGGGUCUAGUGGAAACAGUGAAUGAUAUUGUCAAGACAUUUGAUAUCAACCAGAGAGAGAAUUUGAUGAAGAAUAUCUUUUUGACAGGUGGAUUCAGUCAAUUGCCUGGAUUAUCCGAGAGACUCUAUUCAUCACUGAAAACGAUCUAUCCUGUGGAAACAAAAAUCAAAGUCAAGAGAGCAAGGGAUCCUGUGUUGGAUGCUUGGCGGGGUGCAGCCAUGUUUGCUCGAGAUGAGACCAAGACGCAGUAUUUCGUAUCAAAGCAAGAAUAUCAGGAAUACGGUUCUAAUUAUAUCAAGGAGCAUGGCUUAGGAAACAUUAUUCAGAAAUAA
Mucor velutinosus is the source of this 2190-nucleotide messenger RNA. RefSeq names its product protein kinase D signaling (gene dkf-2). The coding region runs from base 1 to 2190 and encodes 729 amino acids. The transcript is spliced from 7 exons. Gene Ontology annotation, biological process: regulation of DNA-templated transcription. The record is from RefSeq and is a predicted model, not a curated record. Lineage: Eukaryota; Fungi; Mucoromycota; Mucoromycetes; Mucorales; Mucoraceae. Gene Ontology annotation, cellular component: cytoplasm; Ino80 complex.